AUGGCUCCACAACCAAUAUAUUGUCACCAUCCUCAUCCACAUCCUCACUCACACGAAGCGGCAGCAGCAGUGGCCGCUGCCCAACACCAGCAUGCCAUCUAUCAUCAGCAGCAGCAACAACAACAGCAGUACGGCACCUAUUCCACAGCUGCUCAUGGACAACAUCAUUUGGUGGCGGCCGGACCACAUGGACCGCAGAGUCAAAUCUAUCAACAAAUACCACCGCAUAUGGGUCCGAUGGCUCAAAACGGUGGCCAAGCCAAUCCACAUUCCAUAUAUCAGCCAUUGGUUGCGGUCAGCCAGGGUUCGAUUUAUGUCUCAAAUUUGGCCACAAUGCGGCGACAGAACUCCCAGCAAAGUAAUGCGGGACAUCCACAGAUACCCGGACAUCAUGGCAUGUCACAGCAACAGGGUGGGGGCCGCAUGCCACCCACGUCACAUCAUCAAACGAUGAGUGUGAAAUCCCCACAAGAUGGCAUGCGGGAUCCAUCCCGUUCUGAGGCAAUGGAUACGGCUAUCUAUGAUCGUGAGAAGGGUAUUUACAAGUGUUCAACACUGCGGCAGGGUGGUAAAUUUGAUCCCAAAUAUAAGCCAUCGAUUUUGAAUUGUCCACUGCCAGAAAUACCUAAGGAUGCAGAUCCACCCAGUGUCGAGUCGAUAUAUGAAAAGCAACGACAACAACAGCAACAGAAUUAUUCGAAAACUCUUCAAAGACCACCAAUGAAAUUGCCCCCACAAAUGAAAGCAAUACCACCACCACGAGUUGGCACACCCAAUUCACCACCACCUCCACCUGAGAACACCGACAAUGGUGGAAAUAAUCUACCCAAACCCUAUAGCCAUCAGAAUGGUGGCAAUACCAUGAACAUGGGUAACGGAGGAGGUGGUGGAGUGGACACAUCUAGCACUGCCACCACAAAUACUACCAAUACGAAUACAACAACAACAAAUGUAUCCGAUACAAAUCGUCAAAUGAACAACGACGCAUCACUGCCACCACCGCCGCCCUUGGAUACACCAGAGGACACGGGACCCAAAUCGAAUAAUAUAAUGCAUCACAACAACAACAGCACAAACAAGAAUAACAGCGCACAGCAACAACAACAUAUGAACGAUGAAGAUGAUCUGCCCCCGCCACCACCACCGCCAGCAAUGAACGACGAUUCUAAUUAUGCGGUAACGGAACUUUAA
This is a messenger RNA of Musca vetustissima, 1191 nucleotides long. RefSeq names its product protein tweety-like. Lineage: Eukaryota; Metazoa; Arthropoda; Insecta; Diptera; Muscidae. Bases 1 to 1191 code for a protein of 396 amino acids. The record is from RefSeq and is a predicted model, not a curated record. The transcript is spliced from 2 exons.